Molecule: messenger RNA, 960 nt
Organism: Cinclus cinclus
Lineage: Eukaryota; Metazoa; Chordata; Aves; Passeriformes; Cinclidae
Gene: INKA2
Product: inka box actin regulator 2
Exons: 2
Coding region: 4-960 (318 amino acids)
Cellular component (GO): nucleus
Molecular function (GO): protein kinase binding; protein serine/threonine kinase inhibitor activity
Source: RefSeq, a predicted model, not a curated record
GCCAUGGAGCAGCACCUGCGGCGCCUGCGGCAGGAACUGCUCUCCAUGAAGGAGGUGGGUGACGGGCUGCACGAGCAGAUGAACUGCAUGAUGGGUGCCCUGCAGGAGCUGAAGCUGCUGCAGGUGCAGACAGCCCUGGAGCACUUGGACAUCUCGGGGUGCCGGAGCCCCCCGGAGCAGCGCCGGUGCUGCCGGAGCAGCCGGGCCGUGCCGGACACGGGGGAGGCGCAGGGACACUGCCCCGUGCCACGGCCAGCUGGUUUGUCCCACCCCACUGCCCUGCCAGGGAGCGAGCGCCCUCGAGACACCCCCUGCUCCUGCCGGAGCCCGUGCCGGGAGGAUCCGUGUCCCCCAGCAGGACCUUCCCCCGUGUCCGGCGCGGCGGAGCUCGGCCGGCCCCGGACACCGGAGGCCAGCAGCCAGGGCACGGCUGGGGGGUGGCCGCUGUGCCAGGAGUGCCCGGGCUGUGACGAUGGCCACGACUGGACAUCGUCCCUGAUGUCCCAGAGCAGGAACCGGCAGCCGCUGGUGCUGGGGGACAACAUCUUUGCAGACUUGGUGGGGAACUGGCUGGACCUGCCCGAGCUGGAUAAGAAGGGGGAGAAGAGCGAGGCGUCCCUGUCCACGAGCAGAUCCCAGGAGCUCUGCAGGAAGUUCUCCCUCACUGCCAACAUCUUCAAGAAGUUCCUGAGGAGCGUGCGGCCAGACCGGGACAGGCUGCUCAAGGAGAAACCUUGCUGGCUUCCUCCUGAGGACAAACAGCCCGAGAUCUCCAAGAGGUCUAAAAAGAUCAACAAGCUCAAGGGGACAUUUUACCUGCAGAGCCAUCACAGCAAAGCAGAGAGGUGCCCCAGGGCAGACAGCCGUAGUGAGCACCCCAAAAUGGGCACCAGGAAAGUCCCGGAUUCCAGGGACUACAACCAGGCAGGGUUUGACAUCAACACGGCCGUGUGGGUCUGA